AUGUUUGUAGUAGCAUCAGCAAUAGCUAUAGGAGCAAUAGCUCAUGAAAGACAUAAAAAAAAAAGAAAAGCAAAAUUAAAUAACAAUAAACAACAAUCAAUAGAAACUUAUCAAAGAUUACAACAACAACAACAAACAAAUGGAUUUAGAAGACCACCUCAACAAUAUGGUGGACCACCACCACAAAAUUAUGGUAGAUCAAAUAAUAAUAAUGUUCAUCGUAAAAGACCAAUGCCUCAACAACAAUAUAGGGGGAAUUAUGCUCAAUCACAACAUCCACAACAACAACAUCUUCAAGUACCACAUCAACAACAACCUAAUAAAAUUAAUAGACCAUCACAACAACAAGGUGGUCAAGUCAACUACAAUAGACAGGGUAGAACUAAUAAUGUUGCUAGUUCAAAUAAUAGAAGAACUCAAAACCAAGCACCACCUCGUUCUCCAGUUAGAUCAAUGCUUAGAGAAGAUGAAACUCAUGAUCCACCACCUGCUUAUACUCCUUAG
Molecule: messenger RNA, 504 nt
Organism: Lodderomyces jiufengensis
Lineage: Eukaryota; Fungi; Ascomycota; Pichiomycetes; Serinales; Debaryomycetaceae
Exons: 1
Coding region: 1-504 (167 amino acids)
Source: RefSeq, a predicted model, not a curated record